GGAGGGGAACGAGGCGCGGGACGCUAGCAAAUCAGUCGUGCGCGUUCUGCCGCGAUUGGGUCACGUGUGUUGUGUCAAAAAAUUUCGUUCGCCGUCACAUGUAAGCGCGAUGGAUGUUCUUCCUAGCGGUAACCUAUUCCGCGAGUUGCAGGAUGUCACCGACACCGGUUAUUUCGAAUGGAAGUUGUCACUCGAAGACUACUGGCAACAGACAUGUUACGAAAUGGAGCGGUACCUCCGGGAAGAGCCACGAGGGAAGCGCAGGGAACCAGCACAAGAGGAGGACUGGGCGAGGUCAUCUACAUCCUCCCCACCGACACCCCCGUCGCCACAGUCACCUAGAAUCUUCACCGUCACGGCGGUGAAGAGCGAACCUCCUAGCGAUUCCGAUGAACCUAGAGACGAGCCACCGAGCCCGGCGCCAGUUCGACGUCACGUGCCACGUCACCACCCGCACUCACACGCCACCGACCCCAGGCGUCGCGUGCAUAGGUGCGAAUUCCCAGCCUGUGAUAAGGUUUACACCAAGAGCUCGCACCUUAAAGCGCACAAACGAACACACACAGGUGAAAAACCAUACAAAUGUUCUUGGGAUGGAUGUGAAUGGCGGUUUGCGCGGUCGGACGAGCUGACUAGACAUUACCGUAAACACACGGGAGCGAAACCAUUUCGUUGCCGUCACUGCGAGCGUUGCUUUUCACGCUCGGAUCAUCUAGCACUUCAUGCGAAACGUCAUGCGUAG
This is a messenger RNA of Melitaea cinxia (Glanville fritillary), 742 nucleotides long. RefSeq names its product Krueppel-like factor luna. The transcript is spliced from 4 exons. The record is from RefSeq and is a predicted model, not a curated record. The coding region runs from base 110 to 742 and encodes 210 amino acids. Gene Ontology annotation, biological process: regulation of transcription by RNA polymerase II. Gene Ontology annotation, molecular function: RNA polymerase II cis-regulatory region sequence-specific DNA binding; DNA-binding transcription factor activity, RNA polymerase II-specific. NCBI's taxonomy places the organism in Eukaryota, Metazoa, Arthropoda, Insecta, Lepidoptera, Nymphalidae.